Messenger RNA from Larimichthys crocea (large yellow croaker), 4229 nucleotides. It is a transcript of the gene mad1l1, whose product is annotated as mitotic arrest deficient 1 like 1. Gene Ontology annotation, cellular component: mitotic spindle; nuclear envelope; kinetochore. The coding region runs from base 187 to 2355 and encodes 722 amino acids. NCBI's taxonomy places the organism in Eukaryota, Metazoa, Chordata, Actinopteri, Sciaenidae. The record is from RefSeq and is a predicted model, not a curated record. The transcript is spliced from 18 exons. Gene Ontology annotation, biological process: attachment of mitotic spindle microtubules to kinetochore; mitotic spindle assembly checkpoint signaling.
GUCUGAUUCGAGGCAAAGUGGAGGGAUUUCAGUGCGGCUAGCGGCAUGCUAGCAGAGCAGAGAUAACUUGUCUUAUAGCCGCUCCGAUCUUCACAAACAAGUCGGCUGAGAGGUGAGGACAUAACCCGCUUCAAGCUACACCGUAAUACCGUGAACACCAGCAGUGCAGCACCAGCAGCUCUCACAAUGGAUUUAGAAGAUGACACCACUGUGUUAACAACCUUGAAGUCCUUCAAUUCCUUCAUCAGCCGCAAUGAACCUCCACAGCGGCUGUCGGAGCACUCUGCAGGGAGCGGAAACCUGCAGAGUCAGUACAAACGCAGCAUGGAGUUGCUGGAGGCAGCAGAGAGGGUUCAGUCGAAGAACCGCUACCUUCAGCUGGACCAGGAGAAGAAGCAGAUGGAGCUGAGUCACAAGCGAGCUCGAUUUGAACUAGAGAAAGCUGCUUCAGACAGCGCGCGAGACUUGGAGCAUGAGGUUGACCGGAACCAGGACCUCUUGGGGCGAAUAAAAAAAUUGGAGGAGAGAGAGACCGGGGCAGCUAAGAACCUAUCGGAGCAGGUGGAGGCAAACCGUGCUCUCCGUAAGAACUUGGAUAGCCUGAACAAGAAACUGGAGGAGCGAGAAAUUAGACUGAACACUGCUAACCAGAGUAUCAGUUCUUUGAAGGAUGAGAUCAGAGAGCUGAAGCAGAAGAUUCAAAACCAAGACUCAACGAUUUCUUCUCAAACUCUGGAAAACCAGGAACUGCAGGAACAGUUAGAUUUGCAGCGCAGGAAGUAUCUUGAAGUCUCUCAGCUUUGCCAAAGUCUCCAAGCUGCCCAGUCCUCCUGCUCGGAGCACGUCAUCAAGAUUAAGGAGUUGGAGAGGCGUCUUACUCUCCAUGAGCAAGACGUCGCCAUUGUGAAGACUGUUAAGUCGGAGGCGGCGAAGGUUCCUGACCUGGAAAAGGAGUUGAAGCGGCUCAGAGACGAUAAUGCCUUUCUCAGGGAGAGCAGAGAGAAUUGCAGCCUGUUGAAAGAGGAGGUGGAGGGACUGAGGAGGAAGCUGGAGAGGAUGGUGAAAACGAAAGAAGACCUGGUCAACAUGGAACUGGAGAAGGAGAGGUUGGCUGAGAAGCUCCAAGCCUGGGAAAACCUGGGCCAAUCUACUGGACUCAACAUCAGGAAACCAGAGGAUCUGUCCAGGGAGGUGAUUCAAAUCCAGCAGAGAGAAUUUGCCCUGAAAGAGCAGAACUACACACUCAACAGCCGUGUGAGGAGCUUGGAGCGUUCACAGUCUGAGGUUCGUGCAGAGCUUUCUCAGCAGCACGGCAAGACUCUGGAGGAGCAGAAGAAGAGGGAAACACAGGAUGGUCUUGUCCGCCGACUACAGAAGAGAGUACUGUUAUUAACCAAGGAGCGUGAUGGAAUGCGUGCUAUACUCGAGUCCUAUGAUAGCGAACUGGCUCCUACUGAGUAUUCUCCUCAACUCAGCAGAAGGCUCAGAGAGGCAGAGGACGUGCUGCAGAAGACUCAGAACCACAAUGUAGAGAUGGAGGGCCAGUUGACCAAAGCACAGGAAGAGACAGGGACUUUGAAACUGCAGCUGCAAACAGUGGAGCUAGAACUGGAGUCUCUAAAGAAGCAGCAGGCCUUUGCUGCAGACAGCAGUUCUUUAGUGACCAAAGAGGAGGUCAGCAUACUCAGGCAGAAAAUUGAAGAUUUAGAGGCAGAGCGGCAGCGAUUGGAAGAACAGAACAACAUUCUGGAGAUGAGACUUGAGAGACACAAUCUUCAGGGAGACUAUGAUCCAGUGAAAACCCAAGUUCUCCACUUUAAAAUGAACCCUACCACUGUUGCCAAGCAACAGCGGCAGCAGGAAGUUGAGGCUCUUCGGGAGGAAGUGACACGUCUCAGGGAACUCAUGCGCUCAUUGCAGGAUGGAAGUACUCUGGUCCAAUCACAAGACGACUCCAGUAUGCACGCCCCCAGCCUCGGCCUCAGUUUGCCACCAUCGAAGGAGGUGCUGGAUUUACGUAAGCAGAUGGAGAGCUCAGAGCUCAGGAACCAGAGGCUGAAGGAGGUGUUUCAGAGGAAAAUUCAGGAGUUUCGCACAGUCUGCUACGUCCUGACCGGCUAUCAGAUAGAUAUCACCACCGAGAACCAAUACAGGCUCACCUCAGUCUAUGCAGAGCACAUGGACGACUCCUUGCUCUUCAAAAAGGGCUCCAAUGGAAGCAUGCAGCUCAUGGAGACCGAGUUCUCCAAAACACUUGGAGAAAUGGUGGCCCUUCAUCUGCAUCAUCAGAAGAGCAUCCCAGCAUUCCUCUCUGCUGUGACCCUCGACCUCUUCAGCCGACAAACCACAAUCUGAAGUAACCUGACCACACCUCAGAUAUAGGGCUGUGAUAUUUAGGAUGGGAUUAGUUUUGUUUUUGUUUUUUAUUUCUUGCGUUUUCACUCCUUGUCUCGUACGAUAUUCAGCGUGCGUAUUGAAAAUGUUCUGGUACAUCGCAACAACUCUCACUUACUCACUGAAUAGCGCCGUCAGUGCUGUGUUGUUGAGGAUGAACACUUACUCCAACUUACAUUUCAAACUGCUACGAAAGCAUCCCUGUUUUGUACGCUGAAUAUUUCAUCGGUGAAACUUUGAUAUAUUCCUUUCUCAACAGAACAAAGUUGUCAGUGAUGGUUUGGAUUUGUUUUCUUUACAGUGGGAGUUUGAAAUGCACUUUCCACACCACAUGGAGCAAAAGAAACUUGUGUGCUUCUCUGAAUCUGCAGUACACGUGUUAUGCGUGUUCUUUAUCCAGGCUGAGUCUUUGUUGACUCUUUUUAUUCUUCCUUUUGUGUCCUCCGCUCUCCCAGGGCCUUAGGUAGAAGGUUUCAAACAGACGUUAUGUGGUCAGGAUUAUGCAAUCCAAACAUAGCGUAGAAUACAAGAUCUUUUCCCUUUUUCUUAUUUGUGCUCUGGAUAUAUGUGAAUUUGAAGUUAGUUUUCAUCACUAUCUAAUUUAGUUAUGCCAUACAUAUGAUUUUAUUUUGACGAUAAAAUGUGUUUGAGUUACAUUGAUUAAAUCUAAACUCAAAUUUCCUGCUCUCGUUCCCUCUUCUGCCUUUUUUUUUUCCCAUUUCAAGGGAAAAGUACAGAUAAGAGCCGAGUUUACCUUCCUCUCAACAUAUUGAAAAUUGCUCUAAAGUUUGACCGUGAGAAAAAAUUCAAUAUUUGAUCUGCAGUAACCUAAAAAAAAAAGCAAAACAUUUUGUGUGCGACCUGGAUCUGUUGCACGCCCUGUUGACCUCAAGCUCGUCUGCUCUUUUCCAGUGCGAAAAAGGAGGACGUAAUGUUAACCAUUUGAGAAGUAAAUGUGUGCAGUCAUUUUGAAUAUUAUAGACAAAAAACUAAAGGAUGAAGGUUGCUGCCUUUUUAAAAAUGCUUCAUAGUAAGUUUAGCAUUAGGAAUGACGUGUCAGUUUGAACCAUUAUUAUCGUUUUUACUUAGAUUUACCUCACCUGCUUCAUAUACAUUGUGAGGAGACAUUGGUGUGUCACAGUGGUGACUGCAUUACGAAAACACAUGCAGAUUUCAUGGCUGCUUCAAUGUUUGUUGAAACUCAUGAAAAAUGUAUUUUUGCACACUGCUGUAAACUCUCAGGAUAUGAAUGUGAUAAACCAACAGCUCUUCCUGUUAUGAAUUAAGUUGAUGUGUUUUGGCGAAGUACGAACAGAAGAUAAGACGAGAGAAUUUUUGAGGCAGCAAUAAAGAGAAAUGGCAGAACUACACAUGGGGUGAACAGGAAGCAAGGGAGCAAUCCAAUAAAACUGGGAAACAAGGAAGUGAAGUGAGAAUAAAGCCACUUAUCACAGCAACAAUAUAAGAACUCCAGCUGGUGCAGCCAUAUGUCAUGAGAAAACAUAUUCUCCUGUACAGUACAUGCCACAUAAUGUCCUUGUUUUUCUCUUCUUCUUUUGUUCUCUCCACACCCUCAUUCAUUUUCACAGCACAUCACACAUCUUCUGCACACCCCAUAGCGUUCACCUAGAGGUGAUAUUUUAGAGGGUUUCUCCAAGCUGUGCAAUACGUACAGCACUCAGCCAUACAACACUCCUCUUCAGCAGUGUGUGAUGUAUUGUACUGUGGCUUCAUCACUACUGUGUACAUCUGAUGCAGUUAUUGUACGUUCUUACUGUUAGUCUAUAUUUGAAAUGCAAAUUUAAUCAAUAAAGCAUAUGUGUGAUUGUCGGAUA